UCGGCCUACGGAAAUUGCACUUUGCCAAUCCAUUAUAUCCAUGUUUAGAUUCGAUCCCUUCUGCUUCUGCAGCGAGAAAUCAUUGAGAAGAGAAGCAGAUGGAAAACAAGAAUGGAGGCAAUGGAGGGAAUUACAGAAACCCAUGCCUCACAAUGCAUCAGCCAUGGGCUUCUUUGCUAGUUUAUGGCAUCAAACGCAUUGAGGGAAGAUCUUGGCCUGCCCCCAUCAGAGGGCGGCUUUGGAUUCAUGCUGCUAGUAAGGUUCCAGAUCCAGACACAAUCAAGGCAAUGGAGGAAUUCUACAGGGAAAUCUAUGCAGUGAAUGGGGUAACAGAAAUCAAGCUUCCAGAGCAUUAUCCAAUCUCAAGGCUGUUAGGUUGUGUGGAAGUGGUUGGCUGUGUUACAAGAAAAGAGCUAGUUUGCUGGGAGGAGAUCCCCGAAGGGGCUAGGCUCGAGGGCCAAACAGAUUAUUGCUGGCUCUGUGAGCAACCACAGAAAUUGAUUGUACCAUUUGAGAUGCGUGGAUAUCAAGGUGUUUAUAACUUGGAGAAAAAAAUAUAUGAGGCAGCAGUCAGAGGUCUUUCGCCAGUUAAAGCUCCACUGCCCGUCAAGUUCCCACUUCCAGAUCUGCGAGAUCCCUUCUCGCUGAAGCCAGGGUCACUUGCUUCCGACAUGAAUGCAUCCAGACCAUCAGAGAUGGAGAAACCACCAAGUCUGAAUGCAGCCAUUGCUGGUGCCCGAGCUGCUGCCACACAGUUCUCAAAGAAGAAUGCUACCCAAUCUAUCACACAGGAAGAGGAGGAUAAGCCUGUUUCUGCAAGAACUAGGAAGAAACAUAAGCAAGAGGCUCAGGUACUGUGAAUUAGCUGGAAGAUCCAAUAGUAACUAACAUAAUGUCUGGAGAAAUUUAGCAGCCGUCAAACUUCUUUUGGGGAAAUCCACAUCUGUAAGACUGCCUUUCCUUUUGUACUAUAUAUUGUAUUUGUGAAUUUUCGUAGUUGAGAUGUAAACUAGGACCCCGAUUGUGGGACAAGGAAUAAGCGAAACAUUGGAGGGCUAACUUAUAGGAUGUGCAUUGCAAUACAUGUUCUUUGUGCUUUUCAGAUCA
This is a messenger RNA of Diospyros lotus (date-plum), 1107 nucleotides long. RefSeq lists its product as uncharacterized. Gene Ontology annotation, biological process: positive regulation of DNA-templated transcription. Gene Ontology annotation, cellular component: nucleus. Lineage: Eukaryota; Viridiplantae; Streptophyta; Magnoliopsida; Ericales; Ebenaceae. The coding region runs from base 99 to 860 and encodes 253 amino acids. Gene Ontology annotation, molecular function: transcription coactivator activity. The record is from RefSeq and is a predicted model, not a curated record. The transcript is spliced from 6 exons.